This is a messenger RNA of Dendrobium catenatum, 428 nucleotides long. RefSeq lists its product as uncharacterized. The annotation marks the transcript as partial. NCBI's taxonomy places the organism in Eukaryota, Viridiplantae, Streptophyta, Magnoliopsida, Asparagales, Orchidaceae. The transcript has 3 exons. The record is from RefSeq and is a predicted model, not a curated record.
UACUAUCUGCAGUCAAAUGUUCGUAAAGAAAAAAUUAGGAAACCUGAUACGCCAUGUGUGGUUUGCAGUGGAAGUGGAAGAGUUGAUUGUCGCCACUGUCAAGGAAGAGGAAGGACCAACCAUGUAAACCUAGUUAUGCUUCCGAAAGGAGAAUGGCCACAAUGGUGCAAAGUUUGUGGUGGAAGUGGACUUGAUUACUGCAACCGAUGCCUUGGGACAGGGGAGUACAGAGACGUCAUGGGGUUUCAUUUCAUGAAAAUGGACACCAACUCAUUACAGCGUUAAAUAGAGGAAUGUAAAAUCUCAUAUAUAUUUAUUUGCUGUAUUCCCUCUUGUAAAUGUUAUUCUUAUUUUUACUUAGUUUUUUUUUUUUGGAGUGUUUAUCAUCUGACCUUUAGUAUAUGGCCAUUCAUAAAAUCUUACUCAUU